AUGACCCAGUUGCUCUUUAAGAUAGUGUUAGACCUCACUUUUAUUGUGGGACAGUACUACUUAUACGGGUUUGUCAUGAAAUCCUUCUUCCAAUGUUAACAAGAGCCCUGUUCCAAACUUGUCCCGUCCUACGGAGAAGACCAUUUUCAUAAUCUUCAUGCUUGUUGUGGCCUGUGUGUCUCUGCUUUUGAAUGUGAUCGAGGUGUUUUAUUUGAUUUGCACCAGAGCAAAAUGUGGAGCCAAGAAACAGUACCCACUGCAUUUUAACUCAGCUGAGAACCCAGCCACCCUCUACAAUCCAGCAUCAGCAUGGCAAGGUAACCUGGAUGAACAUAAAGAUCGCUCACCCACCCCUUCACAGAGUCCAGAGGGAAGCUGAACUGUUGGAGGAAGAGAAAAACACUUGUUAGGCUUCCAAUAGAUUUCACUUGAUUAUAUUCUGCUCUGUGAGGUGACAUACUGUCCCGAGUGGCGCAGUAGUCUAAGGCACUGCAUCGCAGUGCUAGCUGUGCCACUAGAGAUCCUGGUUUGAAUCCAGGCUCUGCGAACGGGAGACCCAUAGGGCGGCGCACAAUUGGCCCAGCGUCGUCCAGGGUAGGGGAGGGAAUGGCCGGCAGGGAUGUAGCUCAGUUGGUGGAGCAUGGUGUUUGCAACGCCAGGGUUGUGGGUUUGAUUCCCACGGGGGGCCAGUAUGAAAAAAAUAAUAAUAAUGUAUGCACUAACUGUAAGUCGCUCUGGAUAAGAGUGUCUGCUAAAUGACUAAAAUGUAAUGUAAUGGGUGGCCUACAAGUAAUAUAAAAAGUGUAAAGUUACAUUCCAGUGUAUUGAGUAUGUGUUUGUUAAAUAAUUUGCAUUAGCCUACCUUGUAACUGAAUGUUGUUCAUAUUACAGUUUGUUUCUAUGCUGACACUGCGAUGACAAAUGUUUGGCAGGCUUUGUAUGCUCUGUUGAAAAUAAAAAAGGACUGUGAAAGGAAAUUAGAAAAACACCUCACAGCCGCACAUUCCCAGACCAUACACUAGAUGGAAGCAUAAACUUGGUGAUUGAAAUCAUGUGAACAGCAGGGCUGAUCUGCAGUAUAGGCUAUUGUCUUAUCUAUAGCUCUAGAUCUAUGUACAUAAACACAUGCAAUAGAAGUUACCUUUGAUGUCAAAGUUCCAUAUUAUCAGUACAACAACAAAUCGUUAGACUUCUUGAUUAAUUACUCUCAUCUUGCUUAAUGUUUGACACUUUUGGUCCGUGUCAUUACCAGUGGUGUAAAGUACUUAAGUAAAACUACUUUAAAGUACUACUUAAGUAGUUUAUUGGGGUAUCUGUACUUUAUUUUACUAUUAAUAUUUUUGACAACUUUUACUUUUACUUCACUACAUUCCUAAAGAAAAUAAUGUACUUUUUACUCCAUACAUUUCCCUGACACCCAAAAGUACUUGUUACAUUUUGACAGGAAAAAUGCUCCAAUUCACACACUUAUCAAGAGAACAUCCCUGGUCAUCCCUACUGCCUCUGAUCUGGCAGACUCAUUAAACACAAAUGCUUAGUUUGUAAAAUUGUGCCAUCUGGUUUGUUUAACAUAAGGAAUUUGAAAUGAUUUAUACUUUUACUUUUGAUACUUAAGUACAUUUGAGCAAUUCCAUUUACUUUUGAUACUUAAGUAUAUUUAAAACUAAAUACUUUUAGACUUUUACUCAAUUAGUAUUUUAUUGGGUGACUUUCACUUUUACUUGAGUUAUUUUCUAUCAAGGUAUUUUUACUUUUACUCAAGUAUGACAAUUGAGUACUUGUUCCACCACUGGUCAUUACAGAUAAGAAAAGGUGAAUACAUGAUUAUCAAACAUGUUUAGCAACUAUCUGUGGGCUUUGAUCUACAUGCGAUGAAUAUUAAUUAUCUUAACCAAUUAAAACAUAGCCUACUCCACAACUAGGUUACUGGUUUACAGGUUUGCCCACAGGACCUAAUACAGAACGCUUUAGUAUAGGCUGUAGACUUGAUCUUGGUAAAGUUUACAAUUCAUACUGCUCUGAAAAAGAUGGUAUUAAUCUUUGUUAUAAAAAAAAACACGUUCAUUUUUCUAUUACACAAUUACAUUUCAGUAGAAGAAAAGUACAGAAACCGAGCGCAAGGAUGUCUAAGUCUUGACGUAGGGGUCAGGUGACUCCAAACUUUUCUCUCCAUCGUUUAUUUUUUUUCUCUCCCCCCAGCCCGUAUGUGGACUGUUAUAAGCAAGGAAAGUUUGACAAGUCAGUCUCAGUUUCUCCGUGGUCCCAAACUUGGAUUUCAAGAAAGCGGUGACUGUUUUCAAGAAGUGACGGAGAAAGUCCUUAAGGGCUCUCUUCUGACUUCUCAAUAACUUUCCAGGUAAGCUUUGCGCUAUAUCAACAGCCAUUAUUGACCUGAAGAAGUAAAAACUCGUAUUUAUAUAUAUAUUUAUCACUGUCAGAAGUUAUGCGGAGAAACCAAUUUGCGCUCAGAAUCCAGACACACUGUGCCAAUCCAGAAGCAUUGUAUUUCUAUAGGCUAUCCGCUAUAGUAUGGUCCAUAAUACAUCCUUUAUAAAACGUUUUAUUUUUUCUGGGUUUACCAAGGAAAAGUUUAAAUGAUCCAUCUGUUUCUUUUGCUGUUUUAUUUUUCCAAUUUGGUGUGACUAGUGCUUUUAAGAUAAACGAGUAAUCUGAGGCAAAUGACUCAAAGCAGCAUGUGAUGAAUAAUUAUUACAAGAUUUAUAGAGGACUUUAACUGAACUGUUUAUAAGUUGUGACCUGGGGAUUGAUUUGUUUUAAAACAAACUAAAUCGUAACCAAGCAUAUUGAUAUGUUUCAUUGAUAUGUAUCUUUAGCUUUAUAGAAAUCCUUCAUGAAAUAUGAUCAAAUUGGGCUACUCAGAUUUUUAAAGGUCUUCCUUGCAUCUGGAGAGCACAGUUUAAAUCCUCUUCCAAUGUAAAGAAAUCUUGAAGUUGAGCUGAUGUGCUUACAACCGUAUAAAUUGUGUGAUUCACCCAACUUCUACUUUCAUUGUUGUAAUAACAUCAUUACAAGAUCAGAGCUCUCAGGGGGAUGAUGGCAUCAGUGGGUUUCUUACUCUAGAUCAGCAUUGUCUACAAAUACGUUUUUUUUCUUCAAGUUUCCAAACGGUUCUGUGAUAUUAAAUAGGCCUAUAAAUGACCCAGUGAAAUUGAUGCAACUAUUUGUCAAUGAAUUUUAUUUUAAAGGUUUUUAUCAUGGUACCAUCAUUGUUGAGUAAGAAGCAGUCCUUGGUUAUUUUCCGCUAUACUGCGGUCCUCUUGUACAGUAGCCUAUGCAGUAUAUUAUUAGCUAAGUGAAGCCAUGCUGUUGGUACACCCUCCAACAGAUGGCUUCUACUGAUCCAAGUUUGUUUAUUGUGCACUCAUUGCAGGGACAUUAUUGGUUUACUGGCAUUAUUCAGAAUCUUUAUUCAGAUGGUAUUCAUGUUUACAAACUUGAUUCCCAUAUGACAUGCAGUGUGAGUUUAUUAUCUGUGAGAAUUGGGUCUUUGUAGCGGAGCUAGGCAGGUCACUAAUAAGCCUACAAUGAACAGGGGCCCUGUGUUGUAGACUCAGAGGCUCAGAGAGAGCGUGUUCCAGACACUCCCCAGUCUGAGGCUUGAACUGAGAGCAGAGAGCUACAGUAUCGUGCCUUAGUGCGGUGUCCUUUACCUUCAUAGGCUGUAUAGGUAGAGUUUCUACCAGCUUUUGGGAAUGAUAUUUACUGAGGAUGAUAGUUAAUGAGGAUAAAAAUGAUAUAUCUAUUAUGAAGAUCGUAUAGUUAUUAUCUCAGCGUCAUGUGUUAUGUGAAGAACAGUAACUGUGUCUAACACUGCAUGACAUUUCUUUGAGACUGGGGGGUAUUUGCAUAGCAUUCCUUAAAUUACACAGUACAAUACAAUUUAACAUUGACAAAUGCUUACAUACACGCUAUUUGACAUCUUUUAAUUUGGUCGGCAUCUCUUAUUUCUACGUUCUUUCAUGUUUAUUACAGUUGUUAACAAACAAUGGUUUGAUGAGGAACAGGUGCACGUUUUCAUACCCAGCCGAUGAAGGGGAAACAAAUGUUUGCGCUUGUGUUUCACCAACCUGGACCCUAUCAUCUACCAUUACACUAUUCACUUACUCAGUAUUUUAAGAAGUGCCAUCAACACUGGUAGGACCACACAAUGUGAUUCUCCUCUCAUCACUUUCAAUAGGAAGACAAUAGCCUUCAAAUUCACUCUCUGGAUUGAAGAUUCAUUAAGCAUAAUGCAAGGUAGUAGUUGACAUUGGUCUUGUUCAGCCUUUUCCAGCAAUUGCAUUUGUUCUGUGCGUCACUACAGCCAUCACACGAUUCCUAGUCAUUACACUUUUUCCUCAAACAUUGAGAUGUGUUUGAUUCGAUUCACAAAUGUAACUUGAGAUAUAGUGAUAUAUACUGUAAACAUGUUUACUGUAUAUAGGAAUGUUUAAAAAAAAAGUUAUUGCAUUUAAUGAACACUUACAAUAUCUUCAUUAUUUUCUGUCUAAUUGCAGCUAAAACUCCAUCAUGGGCGACUGGAGUGCUUUGGGGAGGCUCCUGGACAAGGUUCAGGCUUACUCCACGGCUGGAGGGAAGGUGUGGCUCUCUGUCCUCUUCAUCUUCAGGAUCCUGGUGCUGGGGACAGCUGUGGAGUCUGCCUGGGGGGACGAGCAGUCCGCCUUCAAGUGCAACACCCAGCAACCUGGUUGUGAGAACGUGUGUUACGACAAAUCCUUUCCUAUAUCACAUGUAAGGUUCUGGGUGCUACAGAUUAUCUUUGUCUCGACACCGACUCUUCUCUACCUUGCCCAUGUCUUCUACCUGUUGAGAAUAGAGCAGAAGAUUAACCGCAAAGAGGAAGGGCUGAAAAACAUCCAGAACGAUGGAGGCGACGUGGACGUACCUCUGAAGAAGAUUGAGUUAAAAAAGCUCAAGCAUGGGCUGGAAGAGCAUGGAAAGGUUAAGAUGAAGGGAGCCCUCUUGAGAACCUACAUCGUCAGCAUUUUUUUCAAGUCCAUCUUUGAGGUGGGCUUCCUGGUCAUACAGUGGUACAUUUAUGGCUUCAGCUUGGCUGCUGUCUACACCUGUGAGAGGUCCCCCUGCCCCCACAGAGUGGAUUGUUUCCUCUCCAGGCCCACUGAGAAAACCGUCUUCAUUAUCUUUAUGCUGGUGGUCUCUCUGGUCUCCUUGGUUCUGAAUGUUAUUGAGCUAUUCUACGUGACAUUCAAGAGGAUCAAAGACCGUGUGAAGGGGAAACAACCGCCCGUCCACUACCCUGGCACGGGGACAUUAAGCCACACUCCCAAGGAUCUGUCCACCACUAAGUAUGCCUACUAUAAUGGCUGUUCCUCUCCCACUGCUCCCCUGUCCCCAAUGUCACCCCCGGGGUACAAGCUGGCCACUGGGGAGAGAACCAACUCCGUUCGCAACUACAACAAGCAAGCCAACGAGCAAAACUGGGCCAACUACAGCACGGAGCAGAACCGCCUGGGCCAUAAUGGCAGCACCAUCUCCAACUCCCAUGCACAGGCCUUUGACUUCCCUGACGACACCCAGGAGAGUAAGAAACUGACCCCGGGGCACGAGCUGCAGCCGUUGGCCCUGAUGGAUCCCAGGCCCUGCAGUCGAGCCAGCAGUCGCAUGAGCAGUCGGCCAAGGCCAGACGAUCUAGAUGUCUAG
Messenger RNA from Coregonus sp. 'balchen', 5682 nucleotides. The record is from the annotation of a GenBank genome assembly. Lineage: Eukaryota; Metazoa; Chordata; Actinopteri; Salmoniformes; Salmonidae.